AUGAUAGGCCGCAAACAGGGAGUACAAUCACGAAUUAUUUCAGAGAACCCUAGAGCUUUUUUUGUACCUUGCACUGCUCACAGCCUUAACUUACUUCUCGGAGAUAUGGCAUCGUCUAUACCGGCUGCUAUGACAUUUUUUGGCGUUAUUCAACGAAUUUAUACAAUUUUUAGUGCUUCUACUGAAAGAUGGACUAUUCUUUUAAAAUACCUUUCAGAUUUUACUUUAAAACCAAUAUCAGAUACCAGAUGGGAAUCUCGGAUCGAAUCAAUUAAACCCAUUCGUUUUCAAUUAUGCCAAGUACACGAUGCUUUAGUAGAAGUCAGUGAAUUAACAAAAGAUCCUAAAAUAAAAAGUGAAAGUUCGUCUUUGGCAAAUUAUGAAUUUUCUUAUGAUUUUAUUUUAAGUGUUGUUAUUUGGUAUGAACUACUAUCUGCUAUUAAUAAAGUUAGUAAGAGUCUUCAGAGCGAAAGUAUGGAAUUGAGUAAUGCUGUUCAGUUAUUAAGUGGUCUUAAAGAUUUUUUUACUAAUUUUAGAGAAAAGGGGUUUCAGUUAUCAAAAAAAACUGCACAAAAAUUAUGUGAAGACAUUGGAACUCCAGCAAUUUUUAAACAAUCUAGAAUUCUAAAAAAAAGUAAGCAGUUUGGUUAUGAAAGUAAUGAUACACGUACAGUUUCGAAUGAACAAAAAUUUUAUCAAGAUUAUUUUUUGACAGUGGUAGAUCAAGCAAUCGUAUCAAUUAACCAACGCUUUGAGCAAUUAUCUCAUCAUUCAGAAAAUUUUGGAUUCUUAUAUAAUAUUGAAAAUUUGAAGUUAUUUGAAGAUGAAACAUUACGAAAACAUUGUAUGGAUUUAGAAAUAUUAUUAAAGGAUGGUGAAAAUUGUGAUUUAAGUGGAAUUGAACUUUUUGACGAGUUAAAAAUAUUUUGUAGAAUUUUGAACAAACCAAAAACAUCUAUUGAGUGUCUUAAUUUAAUAGAAUCAACAUGUGGUUCAUUUCCGAACAUAUCUAUUGCAUUAAGAAUAUUAUUAACUCUUCCAAUAACUACUGCAAGUGCUGAGAGAAGCUUCUCAAAGCUAAAAAUCAUUAAGAACUAUUUGAGAACAACAAUGUUGCAAGAUCGACUUUCUGAUUUAGCGAUUAUUUCAAUAGAACGAGAUUUAUGUGAAAAUAUAGACUAUAACGAUAUUAUUGAAAAGUUCGCAGAAAUAAAAGCCAGAAAAAUUAAUUUUUAA
Molecule: messenger RNA, 1236 nt
Organism: Melanaphis sacchari
Lineage: Eukaryota; Metazoa; Arthropoda; Insecta; Hemiptera; Aphididae
Product: 52 kDa repressor of the inhibitor of the protein kinase-like
Exons: 1
Coding region: 1-1236 (411 amino acids)
Molecular function (GO): protein dimerization activity
Source: RefSeq, a predicted model, not a curated record